Danio rerio (zebrafish) is the source of this 1521-nucleotide messenger RNA. RefSeq names its product ChaC, cation transport regulator homolog 1 (E. coli) (gene chac1). The record is from RefSeq and is marked validated. Gene Ontology annotation, cellular component: Golgi apparatus; cytosol. NCBI's taxonomy places the organism in Eukaryota, Metazoa, Chordata, Actinopteri, Cypriniformes, Danionidae. Gene Ontology annotation, biological process: glutathione catabolic process; glutathione metabolic process. Gene Ontology annotation, molecular function: gamma-glutamylcyclotransferase activity; glutathione specific gamma-glutamylcyclotransferase activity.
CCCACAUUUCAUCAUCCGCCGAGGACGAAAAGCAGCGCGGCAGCCCGGGGUGCGCGAAAACAACGGUUAAAAGGUUAUUCGAUCCGCCUUUACAGCACCGUAUGAUUGGCCGGGUAGAGGUUUGUUGAUAAACAGGAGGCUGGCCGGCGAGCUAGCAACAGCUUUUUGUGUUUUAUUCCGAUUGAAAGAGCCGAAAAGGCCAAGAUGGAGUUUUAAGGCAAUGAUGCGGUAACUGCACGGCAUAGGCAUGCACCAGGCAAAGAAAAGCGUUUUGCGAGACUGCACCAUCACAACUGCUAAGCAGUUGGGCUCUGAUACCGUCCGCGGUAUAGCCGUGAGCCAACCCAUACCUCUUCUCCUUGAUAGGAGGAAGCUAACGCUAGCUACCUAGCCUGUGGCCCAUUCAUUUAGCUGUUUUUACAUCAAAGCGCACACUAUUACCUUUUCUACACUCAUACCAUCCUGUAAAAGAUGAAACCUCAAGACAUCGUCGCUGGAAAAUCCAGCUUGUGGAUCUUCGGCUACGGCUCGCUGGUCUGGAAGCCAGACUUCAAGUACAAGAGGAGCAAAGUCGGUUAUAUUAAGGGGUACAAGAGACGCUUCUGGCAUGGGGAUAACUUUCAUCGUGGAGAUGAUGAAAUGCCCGGAAGAGUGGUGACGCUCAUCGAGGAGGAUGACGUGUGCACCUGGGGUGUUGCCUUCGAGGUGACUGGCUCUCAGAUGGAGGAGUCUCUCAAGUACCUGAACGUGAGGGAGGCAGUGAGAGGUGGUUAUCUGACCCGGGCUGUCGACUUCUUUCCGCGUGGCACCAAUCAGCCACCAGUCCAGGCUCUGGUUUACAUCGCCACGCCUGACAACCCCAUUUACCUGGGGCCUGCUAGCACAGAGGAAAUCGCCUCUCAGAUCGCUGUGUGCAAGGGGAAUUCGGGGCACAACAUCGAGUACCUGCUUCGCCUGGCGGAGUUCAUGAGAGUCAGCUGUCCUGAUGUGGACGACCCUCACCUGUUCUCCAUCGAGGCAGCUCUUCUCGCCACCAUUAGACCCAUAUUAUUGGCCGCAUAGAAACCUGUAGAUCUUCUGAAAAGCAAUCAAAUAGGUCAAAACAGCAUUAAGGUUCUAAUAUAAAGUUAAUGUUGCCGUCCUUAAGGUGCGAUUUGUCAUUUUAAGUGGCUGUUCAGAUAUUUUAUUCUCCCUAUACCAAUUUAUCACUGUAAUACAUCAGUAGGUGCUGAUGUUACGGGAACAUGGUAUUUUUAGCCUGUCAACAUUUGAAGUAUGUAAUGUCAAAACAUGAGUACUGUCAGUUAUCAUUGUUUUGUGCUCAAGUAUGUUGUGCUGUGGUACAAAUGCAUGCUUGUGAUGUAUUGCCAAAUUUGUCCAGUUCUUAAGCUGUUUAUGUUGUGAAUAUGUUUGCAUGGAAUCUCAAGACACUCCCCCUUUUUUAUUUUACAAUUUGCACUAAGCAGAAUACUGUUAAGUCAUUACAGUUAUUUGCACAUUAAAACGAUCAACAAACAUGCA